Molecule: messenger RNA, 2034 nt
Organism: Cygnus atratus (black swan)
Lineage: Eukaryota; Metazoa; Chordata; Aves; Anseriformes; Anatidae
Exons: 3
Coding region: 82-717 (211 amino acids)
Biological process (GO): immune response
Cellular component (GO): membrane
Molecular function (GO): tumor necrosis factor receptor binding
Source: RefSeq, a predicted model, not a curated record
AGUCCCGGACUAGUGAUGAAACACACCAUGGCUCCUCCUCUCAGCUUUAUUAGCAUGGGGAAACCUUCAGCAUAAAACUCCAUGCUCCGUCCUGGGAAUGAGAUCAGGAAUUCUGUCAGUGCCUUUUCUGACCUUGGUGCUGUUUGCAUCCUCACCUCUGGCUGCCCGAAGAUAAGCAUCAUGGAAGCACCAAACUUGCUGGAGAAUGGAAAUAUUCCACAGAAAAGGAAAUGUCCGUGCUGCAAAGUGGCUUUAUAUACUUCAAUAUUUGUUUUGAUUGCGCUCUCAGUAGUCUUCUGUUUGCUCCUUCACAAACAGCCACCAGAGACGUGCUGGGCACAUGGAUUUUUAUUGAACUAUUCUACAUCCACCAACAAAGCUACCAUGAUCUGGGAGUGGAACUUAAAGCACUGCGAUGAUUUGGUGCAGCAGAACCGCAAACACCUGAUAAUCAAGAAGAAUGGCAACUACUUCAUUUACGCUCAGAUCAGCCGCCAAAAGAACGUGACAGAGCUUUUUACAGUGGAGCUGUACAAAGAGCCAAACAUCAGUCUCAACAAGGCUGUGGGACCAAAGGCAGGGGAUGAAAAGGGCAUGGUAAAUUUUGGUAGACCUUUCUACCUGCAGAAGGGAGAUACGCUGUACUGUGAGGCAAAUAUCGGUCCUGAAGCUAUUACGAUGGGGACUGACACAUAUUGGGGCCUAUAUAAAAUAUAGCAGGAUUCUGUUCUGAGUCAGCUCCUCCCUUACACCCUCCAGGAAACCCUUAGGGCACUUAUCGUCAUGGAUGAAGAGCGUGCAAUUUCUCUUUGUAUGAAAUUCAGUUUGCUCGAGUGCAUGCCGUAAUAGGCUGGUAUCCUGCAGUGACAGAGUAAGCUUAAAAAAAAGGGGGGGGGGAGCAAACUUUGGUAAUAAUGGAUGGCACCUGAUCACCACAAAGUACGAGAGAAAGACGCUUCUGGGAUGAAGAGUCUUUGAUGCACUGCAGGGUUGACCCUGAGGUCCUGGAAAGACAAGUCACUAUAUUCAAUCUGUUCUGAGCUGGGAGGAGCUCUGCUUUGCAGCUGGUUGCAUUUCAGAGCUGGGUAGACGUUGGUACCUUGGGUCCCUUCUAAUGAAAGGUGCCAUGUAAAACUAAGGUAUUCUAUAUGAUUCCUGCACAACCUGCCCAUAAAUGAUGCAUAUAGAGUGGGGGGGUGAAGCAGUUCAGAGACAGUCUGUGAUGAAAGGAAAGCUUCUCCACCCCACCUGCAGCUUUGCCCUCUCUAUGCUACAGGCAAGGAAAACACCACGUUGGAGCUUCCUAAGGGAAGUUCCACAUUGGAACUUCCUAAGGGAAACACAGCCACAGGCAGGCAGAGCUGUGGCAUGCUGCACAAUGCACGCACAGCCAGGCCGGUGCUGCAGUGGGGAGGUGGGAAACAUGAGCCAGCAGGGGAGCAGCACGGCCUUCACCUGCUUGGGGAGCUGAGACGCUGCUCGCUUCAAGGCCUUGACUAUCUACGGCACUUGCUGGGACGAACACCAAAUCACCUGCGCACCACAGGAAGGUCUCAAAGCCUUAGCAAAGGCAAAGUGCUCCUGGAAGACCAGUCUGCUGUGGCCAAGUGGUGGUCCAGCCGCCCCAUGGCAUAGUUCCUCUCCCUUGCCUGGGCUCUCCUGGGAGCUAGGUGCUUUGCUUUCCUGCCAGUUGCACCUUUGUGUGUGAAACUCCUCUGCCGUGCCUCAGAGCACAUCCCAGCCUUACGGAUGGAGUUGCAUGGGAAAGCAAAGCAACUGAGAAGCUGACUGGAAAUAAAUAAUCACUUAGGGUGCUUGGGGUGGGUCGGGGCAGUUAGUGCUGCUGGUAGCUCUUACAAUUUUAUAUUCUAUGUAUUUUAAUUCUAAAGAACCAAGAGCCAACCUUUCACAGAGAUUUCUCCAGUCUCAUGUUUUGUUUCGUGCAAUCUGUUACUGAUGAAAAUGUUACUCUUGUUCUUACUUUGCUUGGUUUAUUUCCCUCAGUUUAAAAUAAAAAAAUCUUACAAACCGCAA